Messenger RNA from Coffea arabica (coffee), 2021 nucleotides. Lineage: Eukaryota; Viridiplantae; Streptophyta; Magnoliopsida; Gentianales; Rubiaceae. The record is from RefSeq and is a predicted model, not a curated record.
CAGAGAUUACCGCGUAAAAGAUUUGGAACCAAAGCUAUACAAAGAAAGUUAUGUAUCCAUAUGAGAUAGAUUAGCAACACUUACUGGAAAUUGCAUGCUAGAUAAGCAAUUUGUUAUUGAAAGAGUAAUUAAAGUUUGCUAUUUAUUAAUAAAAAAAUGUGAAGUACAUUAUGUACAAAGAAUGGUACAUAUUCCUAUAUUAUUGAGUAUAUAUUCUCAAUUCAUCCAUGAUAAUUUGAUAAAAGUCUUGCCUAUAUGCUCAAACAAAUGCGCCUUUGAUGAUAAUUUUUUAAAAAUUUUCCUGGAGACUGAAAGCAAAUAAAGUUUUAUAAAGAUUUAUUUAUAGAACACACCACCUGUUUCUGUAAACUAUACAGUAGCAACUGUAUAUAGAGCUAGUAUGUUCUUUUACAAUCACAUCAAUGCAGAAUCUUUUCUUUCUUCUGGAGCUUAAUAUAACGCUUGACAAUCACCACAAGGGAGGUUCCCUGUCUUUAUCAGCAGUCAGCAGCAUCACUUACACCAUGCUUUCACCUUCAUCAAUCCAAAUGAGAUCAGUUUCUAGCAUCCAAUGGCAUGCUUCACCUUGUCCAGGAACUCCUGUUUCAACUUCAACUAAGGUGAUACGAUACAGGAGAUUAGUUCCUGAGCCCCUUCCGCUUUCGGUUGUCAAAACAGAUAAAAGGUUUUUGCCUAAAAGAGCUUUGGAAAAUCCAAGCAUCUCCUCUAAUGACUUGGGGCAGCUCUUGGUCUCUUCCUUUAUUGCUGGUGCAUUGCAAUAAAAAAUGGUACUUAAAACUGCAUCUCUUGUUGUAGGAGACCCAAAACACUCCGGAAAGAUUCUUUCAAUGUCAUUGGAGCUCAUCAUAAACUUUUUUGCUAUUGGAAAAGGAAGGAAUGAACGAUGUGGGAAUCUGUGAUUUAGAACUUUUGGUAUAUGGACUUUAUUCCCUAUUUUAAGCACUGAAAGUCGAAAGAAAACAUGAGGAUCGUCUAAUCCUUGGCUAGGAGAUAACUUGGUAACAUUUUCUCUGUAGCUACUUUGUUCAGAUUUUUGAGAUGCAUUUGCAAAGUAUGGUCCAUACGGAAUAUACUUGAUCAGUUUUGAUGUUUGAGAAGUAUUUUCUAGUCCAUAAGGUGUAUACAUAAUCAGCUUAGAUCCUCGAGAUGCAUUUGCAGCAUAUGGUCCAUAUGGUAUAUAAUCAAUCAGUUUGGAUCCUUGAGAUGGAUUUGUGAUGUGCCGGUUUUGAUCCUGAUUGGAAUAAGAACAAGCUAAUUGAGCAGUGGAGCAAAAUUUGGCAUCUGCUACAAAAGUUGGCUUGGACAAUAAUGAAUUGAAGUAACUAAAGUCUCGCUUAGACAUGGGAGAUAGUUUUGAGAGAAGAACUUCAGGCAUUGGGUUGUGCACGUAUUUGGACCAAAGGCUAAGCUGAUUAUGAGCAACAGAAGAUGGAGGAUAUGAAACAGGUGACAAAGAGGAAGCACUUAUGCCAUUGCUGUACAGAAAGUAAGCAAGAGUUAGAGAAACCGAUAAUAAAGUUGGGAUGGCCAUCCUAAUGAUUGAGGAUAAAAAUUUAUGGACUUAUAGGCUGCAUCAACAAGGGUAUGAUAUUUAUACCUGCAUUUUUUUCAUUAUGGUGUUGCUCAUUGAUCAUUCAAAGUGGUCUUUGCCCCUUGGAUAAGCUGUUGAGAAGACCACGACAACUGAACUAAGACAAUCUUUUCCUUUGUUGAACAAGAAAAGAAUUUCACACUUCGAUAAACCUAGGGUGGAUGGGGAUGUUAAAAUUUGAUUAGUGACCUGCAUAAUCAAGGUAAGGGGAAUUUCUCGGGGGUUGAAAGUAUCUUCGGGCAUUUUAAUGAUAAUUGUCGUGAUUAACAGAGUUCAUGUGAAAGUAAAUUGUUUACAUCAGCAUACUGUGCUGGAAAGAGUCUUCUUAGUGGUAUGUACAAAAGUAUUGUGAACAUUUUACCACCAUGUUUGUGGAUUUGUGUAUAUGGAUCCUGUGUUUCCACCUCUA